Molecule: messenger RNA, 4924 nt
Organism: Empidonax traillii (willow flycatcher)
Lineage: Eukaryota; Metazoa; Chordata; Aves; Passeriformes; Tyrannidae
Gene: MAPK8IP3
Product: mitogen-activated protein kinase 8 interacting protein 3
Exons: 33
Coding region: 72-4130 (1352 amino acids)
Biological process (GO): vesicle-mediated transport
Cellular component (GO): cytoplasm
Molecular function (GO): kinesin binding; JUN kinase binding; MAP kinase scaffold activity
Source: RefSeq, a predicted model, not a curated record
GCGGCGGCGGCGGGGCCGAGGGGAGCGGGCGAGCGGAGCGCAGCGGAGCCGGGGGGCUGUCGGCCGGCAGGAUGCUGGAGAUCCAGCUGGACGAUGGCGGCGUGGGGGGGUACCCGGGCGACGAUUACUGCUCGGGGUCGGUGAUGUCGGAGCGCGUCUCGGGCCUCGCCAACAGCAUCUACCGCGAGUUCGAGCGGCUGAUCCACUGCUACGACGAGGAGGUGGUGAAGGAGCUGAUGCCGCUGGUGGUGACGGUGCUGGAGAACCUGGACUCGGUGCUCACCGACAACCAGGAGCACGAGGUGGAGCUGGAGCUGCUGCGGGAGGACAACGAGCAGCUGCUCACGCAGUACGAGCGGGAGAAGGCGCUGCGCAAACAGGCCGAGGAGAAGUUCAUAGAGUUUGAAGAUGCACUGGAACAGGAGAAGAAAGAACUACAAAUCCAAGUGGAACACCUUGAAUUUCAGACUCGACAGUUGGAGCUGAAGACCAAAAACUAUGCAGACCAGAUUUCUCGACUGGAGGAACGUGAAUCAGAAAUGAAGAAGGAGUACAAUGCUCUGCAUCAGCGUCACACAGAGAUGAUCCAGACCUACGUGGAACACAUUGAGCGAUCCAAGAUGCAGCAAGUUGGGGGCAAUAACCAGACGGACGGCAGUGUCCCUGGGAGAAGUCAUCGCCAGUCCUGGAGGAAAAGCAGGAAGGAACGUCCCAACUCCCUGAAUGUCUUCCCCCUCGCUGAUGGCAUGGUACGUGGGCAGAUAGGGGCCAAGAUCGUCCCAACACUGGACCACUGGCACCUGAGUGACCUCGGCCAGCUGCAGUCCAACUCCAGCUACAAGUGCCCCCAGGAUGAAAUGUCCGAAUCUGGGCAGUCCUCAGCAGCUGCCACGCCGAGCACCACGGGAACCAAGUCCAACACUCCCACGUCAUCCGUGCCCUCUGCUGCCGUCACCCCUUUGAACGAGAGCAUCCAGCCCAUCAGCGAGUACACCAAUGGCACCACCAAGAGCAACAAGAGGGCGCGAGAAAAGCGGAACAGCCGGAACAUGGAAGUCCAGGUCACACAGGAGAUGAGGAAUGUCAGCAUAGGGAUGGGCAGCAGUGAUGAGUGGUCCGAUGUCCAGGACAUCAUUGACUCCACUCCAGAGCUGGACAUGUGUCAGGACCCCCGCCUGGAACGCACGGGUAGCAGCCCGACACAGGGGAUUGUGAACAAAGCGUUUGGCAUCAACACAGACUCCCUGUACCAUGAACUGUCCACAGCAGGGUCUGAGGUCAUUGGAGAUGUUGAUGAAGGAGCAGAUCUGCUAGGGGAGUUCUCAGUACGGGAUGAUUUCUUUGGAAUGGGCAAAGAAGUGGGGAAUCUGCUCUUGGAGAACUCGCAGCUGCUGGAGACCAAAAAUGCUUUGAACGUUGUGAAGAAUGAUUUGAUUGCCAAGGUGGACCAGCUGUCUGGGGAGCAGGAAGUGCUGAAGGGGGAGCUGGAAGCAACAAAGCAGGCCAAAGCCAAAAUAGAAACCAGAGUCAAGGAGCUGGAGGAAGAGCUGAAGAGAGUGAAAUCCGAAGCCAUCGUUGCCCGACGAGAGCCCAAAGAGGAGGUGGAGGAUGUAAGCAGCUAUCUCUGUACAGAAUUGCAGUGCUCCUCCCCUCUACAGGACAGCAUUCCCAUUGCCCAGCGCCGGCGCUUCACCCGCGUGGAGAUGGCUCGGGUCCUGAUGGAGCGCAACCAGUACAAGGAGAGGCUGAUGGAGCUCCAGGAGGCUGUCAGGUGGACAGAGAUGAUCAGAGCUUCCCGUGAGCACCCAUCCGUCCAGGAGAAGAAGAAAUCCACCAUUUGGCAGUUCUUCAGCCGUCUGUUUAGCUCUUCCUCCAGUCCCCCCCCAGCAAAGAGGACCUACCCCUCUGUGAAUAUCCACUACAAGUCUCCCACCACGGCGGGGUUCAGCCAGCGGCGCAGCCACACCAUGUGCCAGAUCUCCUCCGGCAGCCGCACUCUCGAGUUCUUCCCUGACGAUGACUGCACAUCCUCGGCACGCCGGGAGCAGAAGCGGGAGCAGUACCGGCAGGUCCGGGAGCAUGUGCGGAAUGACGACGGGCGGUUGCAGGCCUGUGGCUGGAGCCUCCCAGCCAAGUACAAGCAGCUGAGUCCCAAUGGUGGUCAGGAAGACACUCGCAUGAAAAACGUCCCCGUGCCUGUGUACUGUCGCCCACUAGUAGAGAAGGACCCAACCAUGAAGCUGUGGUGUGCAGCUGGAGUCAAUCUCUCAGGAUGGAGACCUCUGGAACCGGAGCCUGGGAAUGGGCAGAAAUUGGAUCCUGGGCGUGAUCCCCUCACCUGUGAUAGGGAAGUGGAAGGCGAGAACAACAAAAGUAACCAUACAUCUCCUGAGAAGAAAAAGGCAAAGGAGCUCCAUGAGAUGGAUGCCACAUCCAGCCGUGUCUGGAUCCUCACUAGCACACUGUCCACCAGUAAAGUCGUGAUCAUUGAUGCCAACCAGCCUGGCACUGUGGUGGACCAGUUCACUGUCUGCAACGCCCACGUGCUCUGCAUUUCCAGCAUCCCCGCGGCCAGUGAGAGUGACUAUCCUCCGGGCGAGAUCUUCCUGGAGGGGGAUGUGAAUCCCGAGGAGUCAGCUGGAGCAGACGGUGUCUUGGCAGGGAUCACGCUGGUGGGCUGUGCAACCCGCUGCAAUGUGCCACGAAGCAACUGCUCCUCGCGUGGGGACACUCCUGUGCUGGACAAGGGGCAGAGUGAGGUGGGUCCUGUCUGCAAUGGGAAGAUCAACCAGUCCCAGUCUACUGAGGAGGCAACAGAGGCUACCGAGGUCCCGGAGAGCGGUGCCAGCGAGGCAGAGCCGGCGCAGGCCCGGCCUGGGCCCCUCACUGAGCAUGUGUUCACAGACCCUGUCCCAGCACAGGCACCCAGGCAGAACGGGGAGAAUGGGCAGCUGAAGACAGAGCCCAGCACAAUACUGCCAGAUCAGGAGCCGACUGGGGAUGCUGCUGGGGCCUGCACCAGUGCUGCCCCCACCAUGUGGCUGGGAGCUCAGAAUGGCUGGCUUUAUGUGCACUCGGCUGUGUCCAACUGGAAGAAGUGUCUGCACUCAAUAAAGCUGAAGGACUCUGUGCUGAGCCUGGUGCAUGUGAAAGGGAGGGUCCUGGUUGCUCUGGCAGAUGGAACACUAGCCAUAUUCCACCGGGGAGAAGAUGGCCAGUGGGAUCUCAGUAACUACCACCUGAUGGAUCUCGGCCACACUCACCACUCGAUCCGCUGCAUGGCCGUGGUCUACGAUAGAGUCUGGUGCGGCUACAAGAACAAAAUCCAUGUUAUCCAGCCAAAGACGAUGCAGAUUGAGAAGUCCUUUGAUGCCCACCCUCGACGGGAGAGCCAGGUGCGACAGCUGGCAUGGAUUGGAGAUGGAGUGUGGGUUUCCAUCCGCCUGGACUCCACCCUGAGGCUCUACCAUGCCCACAGCCACCAGCACCUGCAGGAUGUUGACAUCGAGCCUUAUGUCAGCAAGAUGUUGGGCACUGGAAAGCUGGGUUUCUCCUUCGUGCGGAUCACAGCCCUGCUCAUCGCUGGCAACCGCCUCUGGGUGGGCACCGGGAACGGCGUCGUCAUCUCCAUUCCCCUGACAGAGACUGUAGUCCUCCACCGAGGCCAACUCCUUGGGCUCCGGGCCAACAAGACCUCACCAACCUCUGGAGAGGGCAGCCGCUCCGGCGGGGUCAUCCACGUGUAUGGUGAUGACAACAGUGACAAAUCUGCCAGCAGCUUCAUUCCCUACUGCUCCAUGGCUCAGGCACAGCUCUGUUUCCAUGGACACCGGGAUGCUGUCAAAUUCUUCGUCUCUGUGCCUGGCAAUGUCCUUGCGACCCUGAACGGGAGCGUGUUGGACAGCCCUUCGGAGAACCCCAGCACGGCGGCCACCGAGACCGAGGGGCAGAAGCUGAAGAACGUCCUGGUGCUGAGUGGAGGAGAAGGGUACAUUGAUUUCCGGAUCGGGGAUGGGGAAGAUGAUGAAACAGAAGAGAACGCAGGAGACGCCACACAGGUGAAACCAGUACUUUCCAAGGCUGAACGGAGCCACAUUAUUGUGUGGCAGGUAUCAUAUAUCCCUGAGUGAGAAUUCCUCCACCCCCACGAUGUAAGUGUCCCUCCUCCCGCCUGAAUGCCAAGAUGUACAUACAGAACGCCUGCAUUAUAACUCCUGCUGGAAACUGACCCCAGACAACUGCAACGGCUCCUGCCUCAGACUGUGACCCCCUCGGAACUCGCAAGCUUUCAUCUCGGGCCUGUGCGCUUUCGGCAGGGUUGGAUUCUUGUUCUGCUUUGGAGCUGGCAUCUACAAGGAGAGAAAAGGCAGCACAUCUUGAAGUGAGCUUGGAGCCAGGACUGUGGGAAGCCUUCGCCCAGCUGGAGGGGGGUGGCUCAGGUUCUCAGGCAGGUUGCUUCACUCCCACCUGCAUGAGAAGGAAAUGUGUCCUCAGGCAUCCCCUGCAAAGCACUGGUGGUGAAUCACUUCUGCAGCACCCCAGCAGAGAUCCCUUCUAGUUCACCAGUGGGCUCUCCACCUUAAGCACAGAGUAACAUCCCAUAGUCUGAGAGGAGAUUGGUCCAAGGAGCCCUCAGUAGAAAGGAGCAUCAUGGUUUGGGCAGCCCUUCUGCUGCUGGGCUGGAGGAGGCACCAGCACCAUUGCUGUGGGGUUCACAUCUUCCAUCCUUGCAGUGGGAAAGUCCCCUCCUCUGCUGCUGCUGUUGCCUUAGCAGUUGUGUGCUGGGUGCCUGUGUGUGUCCCCAGAGGAUUGUUUGGUGGCCUUAGGUGGCCAAUGGGUGUUUGAUUGUGGAGGCCACAUGGCUGUGGUAGCAAAGGGAUACUAGAACACUGCACUUUCAAGAGCAGAAAAGGCAACUGGGAAA